This is a messenger RNA of Ipomoea triloba (trilobed morning glory), 852 nucleotides long. RefSeq lists its product as uncharacterized. Gene Ontology annotation, molecular function: catalytic activity. The transcript has a single exon. Bases 1 to 852 code for a protein of 283 amino acids. NCBI's taxonomy places the organism in Eukaryota, Viridiplantae, Streptophyta, Magnoliopsida, Solanales, Convolvulaceae. The record is from RefSeq and is a predicted model, not a curated record.
AUGAGUAUCUUAGCUUGGAAUUGCCGGGGGCUUUGCAACCCGACAGCAAUUCGUGUGCUCGCGGACCUGGUUUGCUCUAAGAGGCCGAAGGUCAUUUUUCUUAUGGAAACUUUUGUCGAUAGAAGAAAGAUGGAGGGGAUACGAGUUCAGAUUGGUUAUGAUAACGUUUUCACUGUGGGCGCUGUUGGCCAUAGGGGAGGUUUGGCUUUCUUAUGGAUGAAUACUGUGGUACUAGAGAUUACUGGUUACUCCACCAAUCACAUUGAUACUAAGCUUGCACUAGACAUUGAUAAACCUCAGUUCCGUUUUACGGGUUACUAUGGGUUCCCGGAACGACAUAGGCGAAGAGAGGCUUGGAAUAUGCUACGGUCGUUAGCUGCUCAGAGCUCCUUACCAUGGGUUACAAUGGGUGACUAUAACGAUCUGCUACAUCAGUUUGAUAAGCGUGGUCGUCUGCCUCAUCCGGAUUGGUUACUCACGGGGUUUAGGGAGACAGUCGAGGAUUGUGGACUACAUGAAUUUCUGUUUGAGGGCCACAAAUUCACUUGGGAGCACUCUAGGGGUAUAGAAAAUAUGGUUGAGGAGAAGUUGGAUAGGAUUUUCACGACGGAAUCCUGGCUUACUAUUUUCGACGGGGCUCGUGCAACUUCAGCGCUAUGUCCAUAUAGUGACCAUCUCCCUAUAAUUUUGACGCCGGAAACUCUAGAACGGAGAAGUAACAGAAAGAGAUUCUGUUUUGAUAAUGUCUGGCUACGAGAGGAGAAGUGCCGCGAAAUAGUAACUCAGAGCUGGGAACGCACGAUGGGACUGGAUGUGUUUACCAGAAUUGAGUAUUGCGGGAACGACAUAUAG